This is a messenger RNA of Lathyrus sativus (Indian pea), 366 nucleotides long. The record is from the annotation of a GenBank genome assembly. Lineage: Eukaryota; Viridiplantae; Streptophyta; Magnoliopsida; Fabales; Fabaceae.
AUGAAUGCUCCGACGAAGAAAAAGAUUCAGAAGAAGUGCAAAAUCAGAGGCUACAAUAUCAAACCCGAAGCCCUCGACGAGAUCCUCUCCUUCGUUACUCGAUUCGAACUCACCGAACAAGACGAAGCCAUCGAAGUCGUCCUCGAACAGCUUGAACACGAAUCCAUCAAUUCUACAGUUAUCGACGUGGAGCCAGUUCAACGAGUGAUGAACUUGCUAGUGGAAGCCGACGCGAGGGAGGAAGAAGCUUUUGACGCCUUCGCUUCCUCUUCUUCCGCUAUUGCCGUCAUUGACGUGUUCGAUGUUCCCAGAUAUAAAUAUGACGCUAUCAGAAGGAAUUUCUACCGGUGCCCCCCAGAAAGUUGA